UGAGGAGAGAGAAGGAUUUAAUACGAUGAACCUGCUGCUGCUGCUGCUGUUCACAGCGCAGCAUCAUGGGAGCUGUAGUCUGCUGUGCGGCGCAGGAGGACAGCUGAUGAGCCGAGGAUUGUGGGAGAUCAGAGUUUGGAGAUGUGAGCUGGUGGACGAGCGAGGCUCAUCAAACUCUCUGUCUGUCUGACCCUCCUCCUCCUCCUCCCCCUCCUCUGCAGCCUCCUCAUCUCUGCUGCUCACCUCUUCCUGCUUCUUUCUGUCAAUUCUUCAGCCUUCAUCCCUCCAUCGUCAUCCUCAGCCUCUCAGUCAGGAUGGGCUGCCGUUUCACUCGGACGAAGGCCAAGACUCGUGAACCAUCUCGUCACCGACACCGAGAGGAGCUGCACUUUGUGGAUGAGUAUGGCCAGCCGAUCAAUGUGCAGGUGGAGGCGAGAAGGGGACAUGGUCACAGGAAGCGGCGGUCUCGUUGUGCCAUUGAGUGCCAAGUCCCGACCGAAAGACACUGGGAGGCCUUGAGAGCCAUGGGACUGAUGGAUGGUGAGGGAGGCCAAGGAGAUGGAUACAGUGCAGGGCCAUACUACGGUCACGUGACCAUGUCACCUGACCUAUACCCUGCCAACAGUCACAUGAUGAUGUCACCUGAUGUCUAUCCACCCAAUGGCUAUCUGCCCAGAUCAUCAAAUGACCAGCACCCGGGUAACAACUACCUGCCCAGCGUCUCCUACAGCUUAGAUCACCUGGACAGACUGGACUACCAGGGUCCAGACAUAUUGCCCUACCAGCCGAACUCAGAGAGCUGUCUGAUUGGCUGCUAUAACACAGAAGAGAUGGAGCCAAAGAAUUUCCCCAGACAGUCCGACUAUCGCCCUCCUUGGCGGUCUGAUCGUCUUCUUGGAUACCUUCCCCUCAGUGAGCUUGACAGCGGGCUGGGAUGUGGCCCUGACAGCCCACACCACCGGGUGGCGCUCUCCGAGGCUGAAACAGAUGCCAUGUCAUCAUUGCCGGGUCACACUCCUUCCUCCCAAGGCUCCUCCUCGUCCUCUGAGUCGCUGAUCUCCUCCGAACCCAGUGACUCUGGCUUUCACAGCGUCAGCACUGGGGAGCACAGACGGCUGCAUAAGAUUCAUGGAAGCCAUGCCCACCGACAAACUCACCAUCUCCGCUCAGGCCACUCCCCUCGAGAGCAGAGAGGACGCUGGGAUUUGGAGUCCAUCCCUGAGACGACUCAGAUGACUCACUCUGGAGCACCUCAGCCGUCCCGCUGCAGUGUGGGUAACAGCACGACCACAACAGUACACUUCCACAGAGCCGAGAGGAGUCCCACCUUACCUCGCAACCGCUCGCCACCUUCCCCUUCCAUCGGUUGCCGUACUGAGCCCUGCCAGCGGAGGGCGCUGUGGUUGGACCAACAGCAGGGAGGAAGCGGGACGAUAGAGGCUCCAGGGCGGAGUCGAACAAUAACAGAUUUGAGUGAAGGACAGCGCCAGCGCAGGGCCAGUCACCCCAACAUGGCAGAUCCAAACACUCUGAGAAACAGACUCCAGAACAGCCAACCAGGAACAGCCAGCAACACGCUGGGGCCGAGGAGCAGGGCCAGUUAUCCCAGUAGCUGUCACCCCACCAAUCAUCUCAGCAUAGACAGAACCAGUCUGACCAAUCAUCAGAACACACUGAGAAACAGCCAGGGCAUGAGCCCGAGCAGAGAGGACUCCCUUUCUAAGAGUCCUGGAUCAGGCUCCAGCGGGGCGUCAGACUGGCGUGGCUUUCAGACUCUUGGGAGUCGCACCAGCAACCCAAAAGCACCCUCUGUUUCUUUCUACAGCACACUGGGCGCCCCACAACAUAACCCCCACUCUCCACCCUCUCCCCGCUCCAGACUAUCCAAUCAGAAGUCAGUCAGGAACCAGCUGCUCAGAGCCCGAGCUUACCGAUUGGCCAGGGAGCGCAGUGAGGUCACAACAGACGAAGAGGUGCGCGGAGAGGGGGAAAGAGAAGGUGAGGAGGAAGGAGAGGAUGGCCGCUGGGCGGGGCGUUACUGGAACCGGACUGAACGGAGGCGCCACCUGGCGAUAUCGCGUCAACACAGAGAGAGGAGAGGAGGAGGGGAAGAGCAGGCCGGAGGACUUCAGGGGUCGCUGUCGUCUCAGACGGUGCUGGAGCUGAGCCACAUGAAGCAGAACCGCCUGAGGAACAGCAAACUGCUCGAUGAUUGGACAACUGUGGAGGAGCUGCUAACUCAUGGGACACGAGUGGAGAGCGACAAUCAGCUUUGUCCCAGCCCUCUGUUAUCAGUUACUACUGUCUGACUGGGACGACCUCUGACACACAGAACCACUGCUGGUUACUGCUGACUGAUCCAGCACUCAGGCCCAGAUUCAUUACAGGCUCGCAUGGUGUCCGCACUGAAAUGACCAAAUCAGAAAGACAGCCUUGUGAAAUUGUCCCGACAGAGGCAAUGGUGACGCAUCUAUCAAUUACAUAUAAUUCACAUCAUUCUGAGCCAUGUCAAGAACACACACAAUCCACAAGCUCGCUUAACAACACUACCCUGUAAGUGUUUGUAGUGAAUCUAGGAUGUUUUCAAAGGAAGAGUUUGCACACACAGACAGUCGUAGCCAUUCACAGUCUUGGUGGAAACAAGAAGAUGGUAGAUGUUCAUAAAGACACCGUGUUUAUUGUCAGUCCUUCAGCUGACUCCAAGAGUGCACAGCCUCCAAAGUCACAAAACAAAAGUCUACUUACGUGCUCUGAGGGUUGGGUUGUUUGCUAACUGCUUAUUAGCUCAAGUAAUUACUUUGAGAACUGAAAUCUAGAUAUUUUUUCAAGAAUGACCAGAAACUAAAAAGUGAGGCAACCAGAAGCAUUUAAUUAACAACAUACAGGAUGAGAAACUUUUGAAUAUGGAGUUCCCCAGGGAUGGCAUUUUUCUGUAUGCCAAUGGAGACAUGAGCAGCACACUGGUUCCCUCAUCAAAAAGCCUAUGGAAUUUUUCAAUUGGAUUUUGGAUUAUUGCAAAAAUUAAU
Molecule: messenger RNA, 3026 nt
Organism: Epinephelus lanceolatus (giant grouper)
Lineage: Eukaryota; Metazoa; Chordata; Actinopteri; Perciformes; Serranidae
Source: RefSeq, a predicted model, not a curated record